Mytilus californianus (California mussel) is the source of this 2124-nucleotide messenger RNA. RefSeq names its product pre-mRNA splicing regulator USH1G-like. Lineage: Eukaryota; Metazoa; Mollusca; Bivalvia; Mytilida; Mytilidae. The transcript is spliced from 2 exons. Bases 257 to 1714 code for a protein of 485 amino acids. The record is from RefSeq and is a predicted model, not a curated record. Gene Ontology annotation, molecular function: protein binding.
GUCAUAGUGUUUGAUAAAGUUACUCUUAUCGAUAAAAUGUUACUUUAUUGAACAACAUGAAUAUUCAUAACUGAAGACCCAAUCUCAUAUCAAAGUUCGCUCUUGGCUCGAAUCUUUCUCAGGUGACUAAUUUCUCGAAAUCGAAUCGUUUAGUUAGUUUAUCUUCCCGAUCAACGAGUUAGCCGCAUAUGGUACUGUACACAAUGUUUUAGAAAAAAAACAACCAGUUUAUGUGACAAAACUCACGUAUUAAAUUAUGGGGGACGAGAAAUUCCACCAAGCUGCUAGAGAUGGUUAUUUGGACUUACUUCGUAGUGCCACAAAAAGGGAAUUAAAUAGCACAGACGAAGAUGGAAUGACUGCCACAUUGUGGGCUGCAUAUUCUGGGAACUUGGACGCACUAAGACAAAUUAUUGGUAGAGGUGGUGACCAUAACAAGGCUGACUUAACAGGAUUUACUGCGCUACAUCAUGCUUGCAAAAAUAAUCAUGAAAAUAUUGUUCAUUACUUGGUAAAUUUUGGAUGUAAUAUUUGGGCUUUGGAUAACGAUUACCGCACAGCAUUAGACAUUGCAAAUCUUUAUGACAGACGUGAUAUUGCACAGUUUUUGGAUAGUACACAUUCAAAGCAGGAAUCGAAAAAUCCUAAAGUCGUUCAGGGCCUAAAGGAAAAGGCGACGCGCGAUGCGGAACACAAUGUGAAAAGGUACGAAAGAUUGCAAAAAGAGGUAGACCGAUAUGUGCGAAAACAGGAAAAACAUCGUGAGGAAAGGGAGAAUGACUUCAAAGCUCCAACGAAAGGAAAUAUCUUUAAAACACUGACUCUAAAACUUAAAGGAAGUCAACGCAUUGCCAAUAAUAAAAAGUUUCAACAACAUUCAUCAUCUUCCAACUUCUCCGAUUUGGCUAUCGGGACGAGUAAACGGGGUGUUGCGAAAAAAAUAGCGAUGAAACAAAUGAGUCAAGAAGGGAGCGGUUCUUAUGAUCCAAAAGAAGUAGGAACAAGCGGAAGGAGAACAUUAAGAUCAUUGGCACCUGGGUCAAUGUUAGUUCAAGCUGGAUCAGCAUCAGAUGUUAUGUAUUUGACGAAUCGGGAAGUUGAAACACAAGGGAUAAGACCAGCUUUGAACAAUGUUUUUACAGGAAUGCCAAGUUCGAAGAGUAAAUGGAAAAGUGAUUCUGAUUUACUUGACAGUGGAAUUGAUGAUGUUGACGAGGAAGAAGAAAAGCCAGGCAUAUUCAAUCGUCCAAUGUUGGGAAAAAUUUCAUUUUUAAAAAGUCAUACCGGAAUGUCUGGAACAUUUACAGGAAUGACAAAUGGUCAUAGGUCUGCGUCUGCAGACGAUCUUGAUGGCGUUGAAACUGUAGUAAACGGCUACCAAAACGGCGAUGACCAAUCAAGCAGCGGAAGUGAAGACAUGCAAUUUGCAUCACAAACACAAAUGAAAGAUGUUCCAUGGGAAGCCGACGAAGUAAUCGAUGACGACGACGAUGCUACACCGCUCGUCCGAUUCCUCGAAUCAUGCGAAUUAAGUGGCUAUUUGCAUUUGUUUACAAAAGAAGACAUUGAUUUGAGCAAACUGUCUCUACUUACAGACGGCGACCUUGUAGAUUUAGGAUUACCAAUGGGUCCACGUCGCGGUAUACAACAUGCAUUGAAGCAACGACAAAAUGUUUUAUCGCAACCUCGACCAAUUGUUGACAGUUAUUUGUAGACGGAAUUAAAAGUUAUUAUUUCUUAUCUUGCCAAAAACUGAAAAAAUAAAAAUAGACUUUAACCAGCAUUUUCAUGAACUUUGCUAAUUGAUUCGGACAUGUAUGCUUGGUUGUUGGCAAAUGUGUGCUUAAUGGUGGUUAGCUAUUGAGAAAAUUAUAACUUUAAACAAUGCACAACGUAUUUUUGAAAUAAUUGAUCUAAUUCUUAAAAGAUAGUAAAUCAGAAACAAUGAAUUGUAUUGUCUGAAAACUGUAUACAUUGUAUUCAGAAGUGAACUUCUUCAACAUGAUGUCCUGUGCUAGCCUGACAGUAGACCAGCCUGGUCUGUAUAGUUACCCAUGAAUAAGAUGCUCAUUAUUGUUAAUAAAUUCAGUUUUCAUAAAUAAAGACGUUUUAAAAUCCCGGUGA